Molecule: messenger RNA, 1187 nt
Organism: Darwinula stevensoni
Lineage: Eukaryota; Metazoa; Arthropoda; Ostracoda; Podocopida; Darwinulidae
Source: the annotation of a GenBank genome assembly
GACAUAGAUUCCAGUCAAUGGAAGUGAUCAAUCAAACUGACAAAGAUUUGAUUUAUGAUGUGGUGACCAUGAGCUCCUUUGAGCUUUCUUGACAGUGUGAUAGACAUCUAUGAUGAGAUUGCAGAAAGACAGAAAGAAGUAGGGCCAGCAAAGUGAAAUAAGAAAUUUCUCAAAUGUAGCACUGCAAACCUUCUGUUUGCUUGUGGUUCUAGCAUGAAGAUGGAGGAGGGGAAGGUGGUAAUAAUCAAGAUCAGGGCACCAGUCCCAUGCAUGACUCAAGCAAAGAUCGUACUGUUCAAAUACCCGUGGAAACAAGUAUGCGGUAUAUGACAAGUGAAGCAUAUAAGGAGACAUACGGAGAUCAUCUUGUCUGGCAGUUGUAUAGAAGGAAUUUCAAAGGCCAGUUCCCUCCAAAGAGAACUCGUCAGACCUGCAUUAGGAAGGGAGUGAUCGCCACUGGCAAUCCUUGUCCCAUCUGCAGGGAUGAGUAUUUGGUGCUUGAUUACCGCAACAUCAAGCUGUUGCACCAAUUCCUUUGUCCACACACAGGACAAAUUCUUAGAUAUUCAACGGAACCUUUGGGUAGGAACCCUCGUCAGGGUACACAGCUCCUCCGUACCCAGGUGUACCAGGACCAGGUCCUCCAUCAGGUGCGACUGGGUACAUGGCCAUCAUGGGGGAUGCAAGUGUAUGUCCAGGUGGUCCAGGAAACAUCAUUGGAGGAUAGCCACCUGCCAUUGGAGGAGGCAUCAUUCCUGGAGGCACCAUCAUUCCUCCAAGUGCCAUUGGGGGUGGUUGAGGAGCUGGUGGGAAGUCGCCAACUGCCACUGGCCUCCCAUCAGAAGUUCAUCCUUGGGUCCCUCUGCAGCUGUUUGAUCCUCCUCAAGAUGGUUCUCUUCCUUAACCUUCACCUUCAGCUCCUCCACUUCCUCCUCUUCCUCCUCCUCCUCCUGGUCCAUUUCCUCUUCCUCAUGGAAAUAUGUGACUGGCCAUCUAACAUUCACAAGGAGUCCAUGACUGGGAUGCAACAGACCACCUGUGAAGAGGAAUGGGCUCACCUGUUGUACAUGAAGUUAUUCCUUGGUGGUCGUUUACCCAGACACUCUAAAUACUUACCUCAGCAUGGAGAACGAACCUCCUCCAUGUACCACAGUCCUGGCAAGGGGAUCCGCUAUUCACCGUUUUAA